This is a messenger RNA of Zophobas morio, 1672 nucleotides long. Its product is annotated as cytochrome P450 4C1-like. The record is from RefSeq and is a predicted model, not a curated record. Lineage: Eukaryota; Metazoa; Arthropoda; Insecta; Coleoptera; Tenebrionidae. Gene Ontology annotation, molecular function: iron ion binding; oxidoreductase activity, acting on paired donors, with incorporation or reduction of molecular oxygen; heme binding. The transcript has 7 exons. Bases 397 to 1500 code for a protein of 367 amino acids.
UUGUAAAUAUAUUUAACAAUAUGUAGCGUAGAGAAAUAAGUUUAAACAAAAAGGUCAUGUCCUAGUAAUUCUUCUAAUUUGGUAUCUACAUUACCGCUGGAAGAGACGUCACCUUUACCACCACGCCAGCAAAGUACCAGGUUUAAAAGGUUGGCCCGUGGUUGGUAACCUCUUCGACUUUACAGGCGAUGCUAACGAAAUUUAUGACAAAGCUUCAGCACACUUUGAUUCGUGCACGCACAUUACAAAAGCAUGGGUUGGGCCAAUUCUUGUCUACUGUAUUGUCAAAUCUGAGUAUUUAGAAAAAGUACUUACAAGUCCAAACACCAAUUGCAAAAUACACCUGUACAAAAAAUUGGUCGUGAUUUCGUGGGAAAUGGACUUUUGACAGCUCCAAUGUCUGUAUGGAAACGCCACCGCAAAAUGAUAAACCCGAUUUUCAAUCGAAAAAACCUUGACCACUUUGUUGAAGUGUUUGCAAAACAGUCUACCGCUUUGGGUGAAUAUUUAGAAAAGUACGUCGGCAUGCACGACGUGAAUUUAUUUCAGAUAGUUAAGAGAUGCAAUCUGGAUAUCACUUGUGAAACCAUGUUGGGUGUUCAGACCAAUGCACAAGAAGGAGAAUCAGAAGUGGCAAAAUGGAUAGAUAAGUUUUCGGAAAUUAUGCUCUAUCGACUUUAUAAAUUUUGGUACCACUACGAUUUCAUUUUCAAGUGGACGACGUUAUAUAACGAAGGCGAGGAAUUUAUAAACAAGUACAACCUCUUUAUAAAAGACAUUAUUAAAAACAAGGACAAAAGUGUCACAUCUGAGUCCCCAACUCUGCUCGAUUUUUUGCUGGAUUUGUUUGCUAAUCGAAGCGAACUGACAACAGACGAGAUUGUAGAUGAAAUAAAAACUUUCGUACUUGCUGGCUUCGAUACCACGACCGUUAUGUCUUGUUUUGUUAUUACCAUGUUGGCGAUGCAUCCGGACAUUCAAAAACGCGUCUAUGACGAAGUUCUUACCGUUUUGGGUCCUGAAAGAAUGUCGGAUUUUCGGGACUUACCUUGUCUUAAGUACACAGACUUGGUAAUUAAGGAAACCCUGAGACUAUUCCCCGUUCUUCCCUUUAUAGCAAGAGAAGUCCUUGAAGACUUAUGUCUCGAUGAGGUUAUAACGCUUCCAAAAGGUUCGCUGCUACUACUGGGAGUAAUCCAAGUUCAUAGAAGUGCUGAAUAUUGGUCGGAUCCUCUCAAAUUCGACCUGGAUAGGUUUUUACCAGAGACAGCCACCAACAGGCAUCCUUUUACCUAUAUACCGUUUUCUGCAGGACCUAUGAAUUGCAUCGGUCAGAAGUACGGAAAAAUGGCAUUCAAAACCAUCGUAGCCAUUCUUGUCAGAAAAUUUCAAUUUCGUACUGAAUACAAAACGGUCGACGAAAUCAAGUUGACCAAUAAAGUCAUUGUGAGACCACGUGAUGGUUUCAAAUGUUCUUUUGAGAUGAGGAAAAAAGAAUAAGAAGAAACUGUCACUAUAUCUAUGCCAGUAGACGGGAAAUUUAGAAAUUGGUCUUUGUUGAUUGGAUUCAGCGGCGUGGUUGAUUCUAGGGUUAGUUUUUGUGGUACGAUUAUGUUUUCAAAAAUUGCUGUAUUAUUGCUGAAAUAAAGGCUUUACGCUUAGAUCUUGGAAA